Colletotrichum graminicola M1.001 is the source of this 945-nucleotide messenger RNA. RefSeq names its product GPR1/FUN34/YaaH-class plasma membrane protein. Gene Ontology annotation, cellular component: plasma membrane. Bases 1 to 945 code for a protein of 314 amino acids. Gene Ontology annotation, molecular function: acetate transmembrane transporter activity. The record is from RefSeq and is a predicted model, not a curated record. The transcript has 5 exons. NCBI's taxonomy places the organism in Eukaryota, Fungi, Ascomycota, Sordariomycetes, Glomerellales, Glomerellaceae.
AUGUCGACCAUGGACCACAAGGAAGAGCUCAAGGAGCUGCGCUCCGACUCGUACCACAGAGAACACCGCCACCCCGAACACCAGUCCAACCAGCCGCACCGAGUGCCCAACGGCUACGACGACCCCGACGCAGAUUACAUCGCCCCGCACGCAAGCCGCGACGAUGCCCUCAACAGGAUGAAGACGGCCGGGUCCGUCAACAUGUCACCGGAGCUGUUCGAAAAGCUGUACCUCUCACCCCAGAACAAAGUCAAGGGUGACCUCCGCAAGACCUUUGGCAACCCGACACCAAUCGCCAUCGUCGGAUUCCUCCUCUCGCUCACGCCUCUGGCCUGCGACCUCAUGGGGUGGCGCGGCGCAGGCGGCAGCGGCGCGGCCGGCAUCGGUUCGUAUUUUUUCUUCGGCGGUCUCCUCAUGUUCGUCGGUGGCCUCCUUGAAUGGAUCCUCGGCAAUACCUUCCCCUCCGUCGUCUUCUUCACCUUCUCGGCCUUCUGGUUCACCUUUGGCGCGACUCUCAACCCCUCCUUCGCGGCCUUCUCCUCCUACGCCCCCGCUGGUGCGGCAUCCGGAGCCGCAGGGCUGACUACCCAGGGAUUCAACGCCAGUUUCGGCUUCAUCACCCUAGCCAUGGCCAUGAUCUGCGUCGUGUUCCUCGUCUGCUCGCUGCGCACCAACGUCGUCUUCUUCAUCAUCUUCCUGACGCUCGUUGCCGCCUUCUGCCUUAUCACGGCCGCGUAUUGGUUCCUGGCCAUGGACUACACCGGAAACGCGGCGUAUGCCGCCAAGCUACUCAAGGGCGCCGGUGGCUGUGCGUUCGCGACUUGUAUGGCUGGGUGGUGGCUGAUCUUCGCCAUCCUCCUGGCUUCUUUGGAUUUCCCGCUGGAGCUCCCCGUCGGCGACUUGAGCAGAGUGAUCCGGGGCAAGAGCGAGAAGAGUCACGUUUAG